Molecule: messenger RNA, 2219 nt
Organism: Momordica charantia (bitter melon)
Lineage: Eukaryota; Viridiplantae; Streptophyta; Magnoliopsida; Cucurbitales; Cucurbitaceae
Product: BTB/POZ domain-containing protein At3g22104
Source: RefSeq, a predicted model, not a curated record
AUUUUUCCUUCCGUUGGUAGACAAGAUUCUGCACUUCAAAUUCCAUAUACAAAAUUUUAAAUUCUGGGAAUAGCAAUGCGAAUUACUUAUCAUCUUAUCAUGAAGUAUGUAAUCUUCUUUUUGCAGGAAUGUCAGAUGGAGUUUAAGGUUCGUGUCAGGCAGCAAAACGAUCACGGUUCUUCUAAUCCCUCCUUUCUGUCCCCUCUUUUGCCAAUGCCAUCGCCCCCAUCGAGGAUUCUUUUCCCGUACUCUGCUCUCUUUUGUCUCUCUAACAAAUAUUCUUCUUGUUUCCUGCAAUUACAGAGUACAUACAGACUCCUCUCUGGCCAUGGACGACACCGUUUUUGCCCUAAUUCAUCACCAAUCCAUUUCAAAUCCUCCUCUCACCCCUUCCCCACAAAACCCCACAAAACCCUCAAAACCCACUUGGUUUUCGCUUCAAUCUGGUCUUCUCCUUCGCUGUUCCUCCUCCAUUGACUUUUCUCCUUGCCCCUUUCGGCCAGAAUUGAUGUGGGUCAUGGCCACUAUUCUUUGUUCUUCUACUUCAGACAAUUAAUGCUUCAUAUUCAGAUUGAUUGAGCAACUUUGGAUGCCAGUUUAAGAGGCGAACAGGCUAUUGAAAGAAAUUAUGGAGAAGACUGAUUCGGCUUCUCUAUUCCUUGAUCUUGUGCGAACCGAGAAAUCUUUGGAGGUGAUCAAGUACUUGACGUGGGCAGAGCUUUUGAUUGCUUUGAAGCAAUGUCAAGAGUUACCUCCAUUGACAAACUCAUCAAUUGUGCUCAAGAAAUCCAUGGAUUUGCUUAGCCAAAAGAUCGUUUUGGCCGAUGGAGUGAGUUCAUCUGCCUGCUCUGAUGAUAGUUCCAGAUUUCGGUUAUCUUGUGACAGCAAAAGCACGGAAAGCUUAAAGACAAAUUUUGCUUCCACAACUUGGUGGUUUGAGGAUCUCUUGUUUUUGAGCUCUGAAUCUGUUGAAAUGUUUGUACAAUCCAUGAUCUCACACGAGUUCGACCAAGUUCUUUUAAGUAAAUUCCUCAUUCAUUUCCAGAAAUCUAAGUUCCUUACUGCAACUGCAGAUGAUAAGAGGAAAGUAAUAGAAUCUGUCAUUAAUAUGCUCGACACUCUCAAGGAAGAUGUGCUUUCCUUGAAGGUUCUAUUCGACAUUCUACGCAUUUCAUUAGGCUUGAACAUAAAUAAAGGCAGCAGGAAUAGGCUGGAGGCCAUGAUUGGUUCAAAGUUGGGUCAUGCUACACUAGACAAUUUGCUUGUUCCUUCUCCCUGUGGGGCAAAUUACUUGUAUGAUGUCAACCUUGUUCUGAGACUAUUCAAGGCAUUUUUAUCAGGAGAAUCCAACCAAGCAUCUCCAUCUCAAUUAGGUAAAGCUGCUAGCUUGAUGGAUUCAUACAUGGCCGAGGUAGCCCCCGACCCGUGUCUUAAGUCGUCAAAGUUCCUUGCUCUUGCAAUAGCCGUUCCAGACUCCGCCAGGACGUCCUAUGACGAAAUGUACUAUGCCAUAGACCUCUACUUUGAGAUGCAUACAGGAAUGUCAGAAGAGGAAAAGGAGAAAAUAUGUUCUGCAUUAAACAACAAGAAGCUCUCCUACGAAGUUUGCAUACAUUUCUUCAAGAACCCGAAAUUUCCAUCGAAAUCUUCUCCGCCUAGCCCGGAAAGUCAGCAACCAGAGGCCGAAAUCUUACUUCAAAACAUCAACUACUCAAAAUCCCUGAUCAACUGGCCUCACAAUCUCACAGAAGCCAUAAACACGAGUCAAAAAGAAGACAAAAUAUCAGAACAAAUCGUGCUGUACCAUGGAAAAUUUGAUCUUCCUGCUGAUAACGAGAAAAUAAAAGUUCAGUUGGAAGGAAUGCAAUGGAGAGUGGUGGAAUUAGAGAAACUGUGCAGAAAAAUGCAGACCCAAAUGAGAAAGAUGUUGAAGUCUAGAGUGGGUUCAAGCCAUUGCCAAGUGAAAUCCUUGCCUAAGCUAUGUUCAUAGGUAGAUUUUGAAUAAUGUAUAGUAAAAAAUCCUUCUUCUCUUCUCUUCUCUUCUUCUGCUUGUUGCAGCUUUCUCUUCCUGUGUUUAGCAGAUUGUUGACUUUGGUUGUAAAGUAAGAAAAGGGAAGAUGAAGGCUUUAACCAAAGCCAAUUAUUCUCGUGAAUUAUUGGUGUAAAGUUUAUGUUGUGAAGGAGAUUGAAAGUUGAAGGAAGAGUCUUUUUCGCAGUCA